GGUACGGUUUGAGGAUGUGCAAGGCUGGGUGAUGGUGAUAUGAAACAAAGGCCUUUUGUAGCUGUUCCCUGAUUUGGUCCCUCACCUGCUCUGUUAGGGGGCAAGAACAGGUGUAUGUAACUACGCUCAUUGACGGGAAAGGCGACGGGUCUGGUUAGUGGCAGAACCAGGACAAUAGGACUGCAGCUCCUGCAAGUCCGGGUUCCUUCCCUGUUCUCUACACAGGGCCUUGUGCUUGUUCAGGGGAAUCUUUGCGGUCUGUCGAUUCACGGUGUGUGUGUACCUCAGGCCCCACGUCUGUGUCCCGUGUCAUAAGUCAUAAAGGCACAGCCACGGCGCUUACUAGGGCAGGUCCUGCUGGGAGAGUCUCCCGUGUAUGUAUUUCCUCAGGAAUCCUCACAACCCCGUGAGGUGCUAUCACUUUCUCUACUGUGCAGACGAGGAACGCUUGGCCCGGGGAGGUGAGUGACUUCCAGCGCCUCACAGCAGACACGUGGUGGAGCUGGGAUCGGAAGCCCAUUCCCCGGCUCCAGAGUGCCGGCCCUUUCCCCCCACCGUGCUCUCCUCUCACAGAAAAAGUAGUAGUACCACAAGCUGGUGCUCGCCCUCACAGUGUGGGGUGCUUUGUGAUAUUUGCUCUUGUAUCCUAUUUGAUCCCCUAAAUGCUGGUUCCCCCCCCGCCCCCCCCCCACAGUGGUUUCCUGACCCUCCCUAAUCUGUCUCAGUCUGGGUUUUGGAAAAGUCUGUUAGGUUCUACUUCCCCAGCACCUCUCAGUGCGUCCCCACCUCUCAGUGUCCAUCCCCGUGGCGGCUGCCCCAGUUCAGGCUCCCCAUGACUUCUUCCCUGGACCUUCUUCCUGGAUGGCUGUGAGAUCCUCCUAACUUUUGUCCUCCGUCCGUUCUCCAUGCGGAGACCAAAGUCACCUAAAAAAUACAUUUCUGACCAUAGUGUUCGUAAUUUAAGGCGCUAAGUCCACCUUUGCUGUUUGGGGCCUAGUGUUCAGUCCAUGAAGAUGGUCGGUCAAUGUAUGAGGGAAUGCAGAAUUAGAAAACGUACUGUGUAUUUGUCCUCAGGAUGAAGAUCUUCUCCCAGGUAAGUAUUCUGAGGUCGACUUUCCAAUGAUAGUCACGAGAAAGCCGCACAGCACCACCGAACCUCACUGUGGGGUUGCUCACAAGGUCCUCGAUCUUGGGACGAGCACGUGGCCCUGCAAUGCUCUAUGAAUGGAGAACACACAGGAUGGACGUGCCAUGCACACACGUGCUUUGGUCAGACUGAACUCCCCUUUUGACCCCACUAUUGGGGAAAAAAAGAAGCAAAAGCUGUGGAAAACUCACACUUUCAUAUGUCUGCCAGCCUAAAGAGUAGGUCCAGUACAGCCACCUGCCCCAAAGACGUUGAAAGAUGUGCCCCAGAUAACGGGGCACAUGACAGUCACCUGCAGGAGCUCUCAGAACCACCCGUCGUUCCUGUUGCAGCAGCCUGAUGGUCUACCAAUUCCGGUCUGUUCUGUCAUUUCAUAAUCGAUCAUGUUUCCUGUCAAGCAUUAAAGCAGCCCCAAAGAAACCUGGAGAAGAAUCGGCUCCCAAAUCCAAAGGGAGAAAGGCUUUUUCAAAAGCUAUUCAAAAUUAAACUAAAAGUCGUCCCAAGGCGUUUCCACAAUUCUUUCCUCGCAGUUCCCAAUUUCUCAAUGUCAAGGUCUUGGGCAGUCCGGUCCACAGGGGCCCGGCUUUGGAGACAGCGGCACCUCUACAGUGCCUGGAUGGACGCCCGAACCUCGUAGGCGGAUCCGAUGGGCUCUGAUGGCCCCUUACUUAUUUAGUGCCAUGAGGCACUGGGAGGUGGAGGGUCUACAGCGGCGGGGCGACCCGGAAAGCCUGAGGCCAUCGCCCGCAGAGCACAGCGUCCGCUCGGCCUGGGGCUCACUGGUUCCCGGAGUUUUCAGCCAGGGCAAAGCCCGGGGGAGGGCAGGGGAAGGCUCGGGUCCAGUGCGCCCAGGGCGAUGCUGGGUGGGGCCUGGACAGAGGGCGACGGGGACAGCCGACCCACCCAGCUGCUCCCCAGGGGCUCGGGCAGCGGCACCGAGCCGGGCUCCAGGUCUUGGCGUGGCGCAGCCCCAGGCCCAGACCCCGAGGCCUGAUGUGGGGCGGCGGCAAGGGACAGAGCGCGCGACCAGGAGAGCAGCCGGCCCUCCCGCGCCCGAGCCUGGUCUGGGCUCCUGCCGAUCCGGAUCGACGCGCUCGCCUGCCCACGGUCUGGUUGGUCAGCUGCUUCAUGCAGCUGGAUUGCUUCUUGCUGGCGGCGGCGGCGGGGGCCGGCACGGCCAGGGCCGGGCAGCUCGAGGAAUCGCCCGGGGGGAGGGGGGCCGACGUCGCUUCAUGUCCACCCGAGGCGGCAGUGGAAGCGGCUGUGGGCCCGGCGCCCCCCCCUCGCCGCCUCUCAUCCAGUGGCGCGGCAGGUCGGGGCCUUGGGAGGCCAGACCCGGGACGCGGUACCCAGCCCGUCCUCCACCCAGGGCGGGAACCCCGGGGCCGCCCUGUGCAGGGCCCGGAGGCCCCCUCUCGGGCACCGCCACCGCCGCCCGCGACCCCCUGCCGGGUCCAGCCGCACACCUCCGCGAGGCAGCGGAUGCGCGCAGCGCACGGAGCCACCGGUGAACCGCCAAACCCCGGUGUGGGACGCACUGUCCCCGCAGAGCUGGCAGGGCACGGAAGGACGGAACACUCUGGAGCCUCUGGAGGCUGGAAAUGCCCAAAGUCUCCUUGAGGGCCGUGCCUCUGCGCAGGUGUAGAUAUUUGUCAAAUGCACCUAGGAUCUGCUCUCCUAGGUGAAUGGAUGCAUUGCAUGCAUUGCAUGCAUUGCAUGCAUUUCCUGGGGGAAAGUCCAGGGCCAGAUGCAUUUUCUGUGGGCGGGCACCUGGGGGCAGUCAGGCAGGAGCACUCGCUAGGGGCCCACCCAGGACAGCCAGGAAGCGGGGAACAGGGGAAGGGGCCCAGCCCUGCGUGGGAAGUCGUGGGGCUGAGCGUCUGGGACCGGGACCGGUGGCCAGAGUCGGCCCUGGGAAGGCCCAAGGUCUCGGGCUUUCCUAGCAACGUGGCCUGCGCAGGGGAGGCGCGUGCCGGGCCCGCGCAGGCGUUGCCUAGAAACGCCUGUUGUCUUCUGAUUCUUAGCCUGGCGCAAGCAGGCGUUCUGGGACACUUGGCGGGGUAGUCCGACUGCGCUGGACGCUUUUCCACAGCGGACCGCGACAGUUAUAUGACCCGCGAAGAUGUGCUCCUGGGUUGGUGGCCUGGGCUCUGGCCUAGGCCAUUCCCAGGGAGGAGUGGAUGGCAGUGAGACUUCCUUGACCGGCUCCAACUCGGAUCUCACCAUGGACUUUGGUGAUGUCAUAUCAUCUCAGACAGAAAUCAAUAGACUCCUCAAUGAGAUCCAAAGACUGGAGGCUGAUCUUACACUUUGGAAACAUUUGUCCAAGGGACCGAAUAGCUCAGACUCCAAUGCCAUCUGGAAACUGAAGAGCACCAUCAGGGACCUAGAAGAGAGGCGGAUGAGGGAGAUCGAGGAACAUCAACUCGGAGUUGCGAUACUGCACAGUGUCCAUCAAGAAAAACUGGCCGACAUCACUGACAGGCACCGCAAACAACUCCUCGAGUAUGAAAGACGGAUAGAAGACCUGCAACAUCAAGAGUCUGCCAGUCAUGGGAAAGAUGACUUACUUCAAGAAAGGGAAACUGAGCUUAGAAGGUUGAAGCAACAACUUGCAGAAAUGGAGCGGCUGAAUGACCGUUUAAACAACGUUGCUUCUGAUCUCAGAGCAGAAAACCAAAAGUUGGUUUUGGCGCUCCAGGAUGUAAGACAUCAGCUGGAAGAAUCUAUUCUCCGGAACAACGAGGAUUCUCUGGAAAACAACACUGCUGUGAGGGCUUUAAAAAUAGAAAAAGGACGGUUAAUAGCAAAAUUGGCUCGGGCGGAAAAGAAGCUGUUGGAGGAAACAAACAAGGAUGAGCAAACUAUCAAAGAAUUGUCCCCUUUAGAGCAUGUGCAUUGCAUUCAACACAGUCAAGAGAAAGACCUGGAAAUAGUACACCUCAAAAAGAGGAUCGAGCAGAUGGACGCCGACCAUACAGAAACGAAGGAAAUGCUGUCCUCUGCUCUGGAGGAGCAGAAGCGAUUGACACAACUCGUUAAAGAGAAAGAGAUGUAUAUUGAAGAACUUACAGGAAGUCCAGAGCUUCAGGAGGAAUUCGGUCAGUCUACCCAAACCUUCAGAAGUAAUGACAUUUCCCAGCCAUCCGUGGAGGACAAAGACAGGUGUCUCCCAUCCGUGACAGGCGAAAAUCCUCAUCUGAGAGAAGAACUGGAGAGCCUAGGACAACAGAGUCGCUCUGUUCCUGCGCUCGACCCUAAAAUCCUAGACGAGAUCGUAGAACUGGAGUGUGAGGUGUUUCAACUCCAGGAGUUAAAGGAUGAUCUCGAGGAGGAAAUCAGAGAGCAGCAGAAGAUCAUUCACAACCAGCAGCAGGGGAAGAUAGGACUGCUUCAUUCUUUACAAGAGCAGAAGCAGAAAGUGGAGCAGCUCCAAUACCAGCAGGAGCAGAUGAAUAUUGAACACGCUCAGCUCCUUUCAGCGAAAGACGAGGAGAUUCAGCAUUUGCAGGACACGAUAGACCAAAUGAAAGCCCGGUUGCCUGACAAAAGCCAGCACAUUCCGACAGAAGACUGUGAUGAUGUGGAAGUCCCAACCAGUCAGCCUCUUCCCAGACAAAACGCAAGUGAAAAGCUUGAUUCACGUGAAGCCGAAACUCAAAUAUCAGUCCUAGGAAUCAAAGAACACGAACUGGAGAUGAAGCUUCUAACUGAACAGAACAUCCGACUGACGGAACAGAUGGAUCGGCUCUCCAAAGAGGAGAUUGGUAAACUAACUCAGAUUAUCCAGCAGAAAGACUUGGAGAUUCAGGGUCUUUCCAGCAGGAUCUCUGCGGCUUCUCACAGCCAGAACGGGGACGUGGAGCGACUUCAGCGGCAAUUGCAAGAGUACGCUUGGAAAAGCGAACAGGUCUUGGCGGUCUUAAAUGAGAAAACGAGGGAGAACAGCAAUCUGAGGACAGAGUAUGACAAAAUGGCGGAUAGGAUGGCUGCCACAGAAGCAGACCUCCGGCGGAUGCAAGAGGAAAAUCAAAAACUGUCCACUAGAAUGGACAGUAGUGGUCAGGAGAUGUUUAGAGAAACGAUUCAGAAUUUAUCACACAUCGUUCGAGAAAAAGACCUCGAAGUGGAUGCGUUAAGUCAGAAAUGUCAGACUUUAUUGACACUCCUGCAACCCUCCAGCCCUGGUAAUGAGGUUCGAGGCGUUCAUAUGGAUCAGUUCAAGCAGCUUCUACAGGAACGGGACACAUUAAAACAGCGAGUGAAGAUCAUGGAAGAGUGGAAACAGCAGGUGAUGACCACAGUCCAAAAUAUGAAGCGUGAGUCACCCCAGCUUGAGAGAGAGCUGGCACAACUCCAGGCGCGGGCUUUCACCAGCAGCGAGAAGGAUUCUGAACUACCGACGACCUCUAGUGACCUGAUGCAGACGUACAAAGGCAAUGAAAUAAAAUUACAACAUUUAGAGAAGGAACUGGCACAAAUUCAGCUCAGCAUCGGGGAGCUUUGCAAUGCCAAGGAUCUCCUUCUAGGGAAACUGGACGUGAUUUUCCUCGAGCCCUCCCCCGACUGCUCAGAGUCAGCGGACUCUCUGGAGCCCGUGAAAUCUGACAGAGUGGGUGAGGCUUCUGAGUUGCUCCAAGUGGAGGUAGAAGAGCUGAGAAAAUCAAUGCAAGAAAAAGAUAGGAUGAUUCGAACCCUCCAGGAAGAUAAGCAGAGAUGGACUGAUUCAGUGGCUGCCACGUGGGAAGGAGAAGGCCCAGAACAGGAACACAGGGAUUCCGACAUCGAGCAGCUGAAGGAGAAACAGGCCGUUCUACAAAACUUCAUUCGGGAUCAGGAGCUCCGAAUCCAAGCGAAAAGUGAGGACUUGCUUUCUUUGCAGGAGAACUUCCGUAGCCAAGUGAGUGAAAAUGAACUUUUGAGGCAGACGGUCACCAAUCUGAAGGAGAGAAUAGCAGAGUUGGAAAUGGAUGUGUGUCAACCGAGAGAGGAAAAUGCAAAAGUCGAGGAAAACUCUCGAGAAAAGGCAGUGGGAGAUGAGGCACUGCAAGAGACAGAUAGGCUGCUUUCAGUGAUGCGGAGAGAGGAGGAAUCCCAGGGUGCUGCGAUGAAAGAGAAGGCACUUGCUUUGGAGCAACUAUCGCAAGAGAGAGAAGAGCACGAGACCGGGGUAUUGAACCGGCCGGUCAGUGCAGUUCCAUCAAUGCAGGGAAAGACAGUUCUGUGCCAACAGGGGAGAGAUGAAGUCCUGUUGGCCCUGACACAGAAACAAAUGGAAACCUGUGCCCUCCAGAAGGAGGUUCGCCAUUUACGUGAGAGCGAAUUACGCCUAACCCAGGAGCUGGAGAGACGGCGACACCUCGCUCUAGAAGCCGAAGACGCUCAUCGCCGGGAAGCUCUGGCCUCAGAAGACAAAGUGGCUCAACUCAGGAAGGAAGUGACGGUCUUGCAGGGAAGACUCGUUUUGUCUUCCACUGCCAUGGAAAAUGCCAGCCGAGGAGCCAGUCUGCAGGUAGAGUCGCUGCAGGAGCAACUGCACGUGGUGACCCAGCAGAAAGAGGACACUGCGCUCCAGCUUGCUGCCUCGCAGGAAGAAGGAAGGCAGUAUGGUCACAUCCUAGCUGACCUCAAGUUGGAACUCGCCGAAUGGAUGGAAAAGGCAGACAGCCUCGAAGGAAAACUGAAGUCAUUGCAGGGACGAUUACAUAAAACAAAUGCUGACUUGGAGCUGAAGGAAGACCAACUCCAAGAAUUCCAGAAACAGAAUGAGGUCCAGCAGGAAAUCCUGGAGGACACACAGAAGAAACUGAUGAACUUAGUCAGUAAGUCCGAAGGAAUGGUGGACAAAACCCUACUAAGGAGACUCUUCCUGGGAUCUUUCCAAGCCCCUGACGCUGAACGGCAGGAAGCCUUAAGGUUGAUGGGAAGCAUGCUGGGGAUCCGAGAAGACCAGAUGCGGCAGCUGUUCAGUGAAGGGCCAGGUGGUGGUACCAGCUGGAUGAGUCGGGGGCCUGGAUCCAAAAGCGCCCCCAACACACAUGUGAAGCCAAAUCACCGACCUAUGGCCAAGAAUUCUUUUUCAGGGCUUUUCGUCCAGUUUCUAGAAGCGGAAUCUCAUUCAGCUUUGCCACCACCAAAGCCCUCUGCUCAUGACGUGAAGCCCCCAGAUCCCGGAGGAAGGGGAAAACUGGCUAUGAAACAAGGCCCAGCACGUCUGAACACUACCCUAGCAUCCACAUCCCGGAAAAAAGAUGUGAAGCCCCGCACCACAACGGUGUCUCUUAUUACCCCACCUGGACCGGAAGCGGAUGGAUCGGAGCACCUUCUUCUAAAUGCCGUCACUGAUGCUUUGCCCACGUACGCACCCCAAAUACUGUCACCUGCGGAGAAGGUUGGAAUGGCGGCCAAAGGCCUCUCAAAGAAAUAGAGGAUUCUCAAGCCAGAGAUGAGACAGUGCUCGGAAGACCCCAAGUCACUCUGUGUGUUUACCUAAUCCCAAAAUGUCCUUUUGCAAAACGUAAUAUAUUUGCAGUCUUGCUUUCAGCUUAAUAAAAAUAUUCUUUUAUGAGUUAACAAAAAAAGGCAUCUUUUAAUGACUGCAGAGGUAUUCACCAAACUGAAAAUGGUGGGUAUUUCUUAUGAGAGUAGACACUGGUGGGGUUGGGGGCUGCGGUCAAUGGUACUUCCAGUAUUGUUUGUAAUGCUUUGAUGUUUUCAUAAGGAGCAUGUAUAUACAUAUACCUUUGGUAAGGAAAACAUCCACUCGUUUUAAUGUUCCCAACUUAUCAAAUACAUGAGCACCCACGCCUUGUUGGAGAAACUGGGUGUAUAGCAUGAAAGUUUAAGAUGAAUACAUUUUUUUAAAAAAUGCGAGUUUGAUUUUCCCAGUUAUGUCCCAUUUCUCUUUCUCCUUUUUUAUUUUUAAUUGUUUUUUCCAUUUCAUUUUAUGUUGCCUGGGAAUCUACUUCAUGGGUAACCUGAUUUAUCUCAGGCCUUUAGAAAUAUAUGUAUAUUUGUCUUUUUGGGCGUAUAGUAUUCUAUGACUUGCUUUUAAAAAAAAAAAAUCACUCUGCCUUCGAGAUCUUUACAAAUGUGAAUGAAUUCCAAUUCAUUCUUUAAAAGGAAAUGCAGGCCUUUGUGGAUAUACCCUAAAUUACCGAACUAGCUCCUACUGAUCAGUAUUUAAUCAGUUUUUACUUCAAAUGUCCAUGGUCAACUCCCUUGUUCCUUUCCUCAGAAGCCACUCCAAAUCUUCGUUUGCAGUGCCAGGCUCAUUACUCCACUAUACUCUGGAAACCAUCCACUCAAACUUCUUUUCUUCUCCUUCUCCUUCUCCUUCUCCUCCUUCUCCUUCUCCUUCUCCUUCUCCUUCUCCUUCUCCUUCUUCUCCUUCUCCUUCUCCUUCUCCUUCUCCUUCUUCUUCCUUCUCCCUCUUCUUCUUCUUCUUCUUCUUCUUCUUCUUCUUCUUCUUCUUCUUCUUCUUCUUCUUCUUCUUCUUCUUCUUUUUAACGAUUUUAUUUAUUUAUUUGACAGAGCAGGAGAGCACAGGCAGGGCGGGUGGCAGAGGGCGAAGGAGAAGCAGGCCCCUUGCUGAGCAGGGAGCCUGAUGUGGUGCUUGAUUCCCGGGUCACUGAGAUCAUGACCUGAACCAAAGGCAGACGCUAAACUGACUGAGCCACCCAGGCGCCUCCCAUUCAGACUUCUUGAAAGAUCUCAUUCCAUUAAUUUUCCAUUGUGCUGUAUCUUCAGCCUGCCAAAUAUCUUAAAUCCUUCCCUCCCUUUCUGUUGCCAGUGCUCUGGUUCACCCAUUCCUGUCUCUUGCACAGACUAGUGCAGUAGACUGCCUACUGAUCUUGCUGGUUCCACACUCGGCCUCCUUUGAAUCCAUUCUCCAUGCUGCUGUCAGGGCGAACUGAGACGAAAAUCUGAUGUCACUUCCCUGCUGCCAUUAUUUGUGGGUUCCCUCAUUGCUUGGAGUUCGACCUUUAGGAGACCAUCCAAGCCCUUGCUUUUGCAGCCUUCCCUCCUGCGCAUCAUUCACAUACAGGCUGCCCUUUAGCCGCAGGGAAUUCUUACAAGCCCCCAAUAGAUUCUUAUCCAAAGAACUUCAAGUGCAUGAGCCUCAUCGUUGUGCCUUGCCAAAGGUACAAAGCAGAAGGAUUUCAUUUUUCUCCUCUUCACCCGUUGGUAAAGGGAGUGAUUCCCACCCUAAAGUUAUGGGAUGUCCGGAUGCUGAACAGAUGAGCUCGACACUAAUUUAUUACCCAUGUCUACUCGUGGCCCACACCAUGCAGGGCCACAAGGGGGUUUUACCUGGGAGCAGAAUGAAGAAGGGCUUUGGGGCGGGGGCAGACCUUGUAGUAACAAGAGAGUGACGGUGAGCCCUACUUCCUGCAGGAGGGCAUGACUGGCUUGCUGGAUAAUUGCACACGCUGUCAGGGAAAUGGACCUUACUCCUUGGGGAGAAACUGUGCCUGGUCCCUGGGAUAAAGAAGGUCGUUUGGCCAGGAGACCUGAUCUGUGGGAGCAGAGGGGGAAGGGAACUUUGGGUGAGACCGAGGCCAUUGGAGGCCCUCUGAUGUUCCCUGAUACUAAGACAACACUUCCUAUUGAAUCUUAAUCUCAGGCUUUCCAUCACAGUGGACUCUGAUAUCUAGACAUCAAUUUCAACCUGGGACUGAGACUUUUAAGGAGUAGGACAGGUGCUUCUCUAGGAAGUGAAAUUGUCACGUGAACAAGAGGGGGAGUUGGUCUUCAAAACCAAAAUGUAUCAACGGUCAUUGAUGGUCACUCAGUUGAUCCCAAGGGAAUCCUUAGGUAGCCAAGGGGUAGAAGGAAAGGCUGACGUCCUCCAGCACCAUGGAAUCUGGCAAUGGACUGUGGAUAGAAGCAGCCACCCCCACCUGCAGGUUGGAUAUGCAGACUUUGGCUUCAGCCUGUAGCAAGAAGGCCUUGGUAACUACAUUAAGCUGGUGGGGGUAUCAUGACCCGAGGCAGAGCAGACAGCGGGAUAUGAAGGCUCAGAGUCUGUAAGAGACUCCGUUUCCAGGAGAGCCCAGUGCAUGGUCAGCAAUUGCUGCUUUCAUGGUCUAUAACCCAGGGCCAAGGAGGGCCAUUUCUUGCAUUGGGAGUCCAUGGACGAUUCCAGUGACUCCAGGAAGCUGGAGAGGUAGUUGCUAAAGCCUUUUUACUUAGGGCACUAACGGGUGAUUUUUUUUUUUUUUUUAAGAUUUUAUUUAUGUAUUUGAGAGACAGUUGGAGCUGGAGGAGGAGGUCAAAGGGAGUGGGAGAAGAAGCAGGCUCCCCACUGAACAGGGAGUUCCCUGCCAGGCUGGAUCUCAGGACCCUGAGAUCAUGACUUGAGCCAAAGGCCGACGCUUCACCAACUGAGCCAGCCAGUCGCCCCCUCACAGUUGUUUUGGACAGAUCCUAGAGCCUUUUGUUGAGGGGAGCCCCACCCAGCGUGGGCUCAGUGACAAGUAGCAGCCUAAAUGGGCUUAUGUAAAAUUUAUAAACAAGGAAUAUGUUGCCUCUAGAACCAAAAAAAAAAAAAAAAAAAUACUGACAGAAUUUGGACUUGUAUGUCCUUCCUUGUUUGUAAGGAUUUUAUUUGGUUACUUGAAAGAGCACGAGAGUGAGAGCACAAGGGGCUGGUAGGGGCAGAGGGAGAGGGAGAAGCAGGCUUCCCAGUGAGCAGGGAGCCUGAUGCGCGGCUUGUUCCCAGGACCCUGGGUUCAUGACCUGAGCCGAAGGCAGACGCUUAAUGGACUGAGCCACUCAGUCGCCCCUGCACCUGCAUGUCCUUAACAAGUGUGUCAAACAAAUGUCCUCACAGUAGGUAGUCGUAAAUGUGAUGUCAUACCUAUGUCCCUGGAGAAGGACGGGUGCAGUAAGAUCCUGCCCACAAAGAUGUCUGUGAUAGCAGAGAGGUUUGGGUGCCCUGUGCUUAACAAGGUAAAAUGUGUCCCCUUCAAAGUCAAGGCACAUUUGACCGAGAGGAUGUUGAAAUACGCAUGGAACAGAACAUAUUGGCCAAAUCUAUAUUAGCAAAAUAUUCCCCAUCCUUAAAUUUGUUGGGCUCCCUUGUGUUUUUUUUUAAAGAUUUUAUUUCUUUAUUUUAAAGAGAGAGACACCUAGUGCACGAGCCCAGUUGGGGCGGGGGGGGGCGGAGGGAAGGGCCGAGUGAGCGAUUCCCAAGCUGACUCCACCCUGAGCACGGAGCCUAACAUGGAGCUGGAUCCUAUGAACCUGAGACCAUGACUUGAGAAGAAAGCGUAGCCCACUGAGCCACCCAGGUGGCCCUAGGGGUCUCAGAGGUUUUCAGGGGACCAGGAUUUAUUUUAAUCAGGUAUGAUAAGUUAGGAAGAUAUAGAAGUAACUGUCACAAUGGAAGAAGUUUUGUAGAUUUAGAGGCCCCAAGAAAGGAGGUUCUGAGAGCCUUGCAGGGCCACCUGGGGAAGCACCAGGAUUGGUCAGGAGAAAGAGGGAGUGAAGGGAAAAUGUGGGCAAGACCCUUUAUUGUGGUUUCCAUGGGAAGGGACAGGUGAGGCAGGAUAAGCACGUUUAAGACUGGCUAGUUUGAGUAAUUUCAGGGGGCUCCAGGCCAGAGUGGUGUCUGCAGGAGUCUGUCCCGCCCUUGCGGUGAUCAGGGAGGCCAUAGUGGCCCAGAGCUGCUUAAGAUGAGGUGGUUGGCAGUAAGGGUUCUGUACCGGUUGGUUUGGAUGUGAAAGGUAUGCUCCCAGGCCAGUUGUGGACUUUUUCUAAGAAUUAACUAAGCCUGCCAGGGACAGUCCCUCCAAAGUCAGCAAGUCUGAGAUGUCAAAGCAUUAAAUACAGAAGCUAGAAAAUACGGUUAUUUUACUAGGUACAAGCAUAAUUGGAGCCCUGGUAUCGAAUCCAUGAAGGUUACCCAACUGGUACAUCUUAGCAGACAUUAACGUUAAUUCAGAACCUAUGUUUUAGAGGGCCAAAAGCCAGUUGACCUCAUUUUAUCUUUUGCCAUAUAAAUUAUCUUAGUAAAUUUGGAUUUCUUUUUUUUUUUUUUUUUUUUUUUUUACGGUUUAUUCAUUCAUUUGAGAGAGAGACAGCAAGCAGGUGUGAAAGAGCAGGAACCAGGGGGAGCUGCAGGCAGAGGCAGAGGGAGAAGCCGACUGACUCCCCUCCAAGCAGGGAGCCUCUCAUGGGGCUCAAUCCCAGGUCCCCGGGAUCACGGCUGGAGCCGAAGUCGGACGCCUAAGCAUCCGAACCACCCAGGCGCCCCUGUGAAUUUUGGAUUUCCAGUUGGGUCAAAUUGUGAACCUAUGUCGAAUUAAUUUGGGGGGGUUCCUCUUCCUGUAUCCAGUUUUCUUUCUUCCAUUCCUCCUUUUCUUGGGUUUGUUUGGUCCUGGAUAUAUGCUUGGGUUAGGGAGUGUCUUUUUACCCUGUUCAUCUUUCUCCGUUUUUUCUUCCAGAGAGUCUCCAAUCAGCAUCAUUAGGGUUGGAGCCUCUGUCGUGGCAAUGGUCGUAUGGUUUCAGGUGUCCUGGCGUAAGUCAGGGUGUGAAUUGAUACCCUCACUGUGCCACAGGGGUGCCACGGAUGUUUCCCCCACGACCCUGAGGAUGGCGAUCUUGUGCCAAACAGGUUUAGGCAGUGGGGUGGUAAGUGAAAGAGCACAGGACCCACAGCGCAGACGUUGAUAAAGCCAAAGCAUCUUCUGCUACAGCCCUACCUUCUCUCAGUGUGGACGGCUUCCCCUCCCCCCUUUUCCCACUCUACCGAUUCCCUCAGGAGACUAUUUCAUUUCUAGCCCCAUAAAGUCAUGGGUUUUUGUUUCUGUCUCCAGCUAUUCAGACGUGGUGCACAUGUUCUGGGUGUUUAUGGGGAAAGGGAGCUGGGUGGGUCGGCCCCACAGAUGACUGUCCUCUUCCUGCGGGCAUGCCAGUCCAUCUCCCCAGUGUUGGAGUCCACAGCCAGGAAGGUCAUUUUGUCCAUGGCCAGAGUGGGAGCCUCAAGGCCCUGGAUCCAGAGAUGAGUCCCUGGACGCGCUGGGAAGCAACAACACUAAGAGAAAGCAAGUGUGUGGAGGAGGGGUUUUGCACUGGGAGAGAGGUGGAGCACCAAACGGCCGACCCUCCACUUUUGUGUUUCUCAUCAGCUCCUGGGCCCUGGGCUGCCAUGGAUGUGCGCCUCCAAACCCUGAGGGCUCCGGGGGACACACGGUAACGGGGAGAGGAGCGGCAGCUGGGGAGAUGGGCAAGGCCACUCGCGUUGCCUGACCCACAGUGACUCAGGAGGCAGCCAGGGAGCCAUUCUUACAUCUCCCUGGGGUCGUGGCCCCCUUCCUUUCCACCCACAACACAGAGGGUCAUCCCCAGGACGGUGCGUGGGGUGCGCUCUCCCCACCCGGAUCUGUCUGUCUGCCCCAAGCACUGGCCCAACACCCAGUCGGUGGAACUCAAGCACCCCAGUCAGCAGGUCGUGGGGUUGCCGACCUCAGCGGGGAGCCUUGGAGACCGAUACAGGCCAGAUGGAGGUCACACUGAUGGCACCUCCCUCCUAGGUACAGUCAAGUCGCAUCUGUACUCAACUUGUUGGCAAGGAUGGGACAUUGGUUUGGAAACGGAUGGCGACCUCCAUUGGAGCUAACAGAACACGAGCUAACACACAAGCUGGCCCGCAGUUGCCAGUUCCCUCCCAGAUCGUGAUUGUCCCCUCUGAAGCCAGUUAGGAAGCCAAGGAGCACGUCAAGCUGACCCCGUGUCCUCAGUUAAGGUGGGGCCACCCUGUUUGUGAUGUCACUUGCUUUUAUUCAGCUUCUCCUCAGUUCCCUGACGAGAGAGAGAUUCCUGCUCUAGGCUUGUAGGGAUCCCUUGACACCUGACAGAUGUGACUGGCAGCAGUUGACUAGUCACAUAUUCUCACAGUUCAAGGGAGGAGGAUACCACACACUGUGCAGGGCUGCACAGGAAUUGCACUUGGGAACAGAGGGAACAAGCAGGGGCUUGGAAGGCAAGACUUUGUCCUAACAAGAAGGUGGGGCAAGUCCUGGUUCCCUUGGGAGGGUAUGAGUGGCUUGCUUGAAGAAUUCAGUGGGCUUCUAGGGAACUGAACGCUGCUCCCCCAAAUCAACAGGCACUAUGUCUGGUCCCUGUGAUGAGAAGGGUUUUUGCUUAGGAGACCUUACGUGUGAGGGAGGAGGGAGAGGAGAACUUGCAUUAGGCUGUUUCCGUCCCUCCUUGAUUGUCCCUGGUGUGAAGACAGCCCUUAAUAUGGAAUCUUCAUUUCAGGCCUUAUGCCCCAAGAGGUUAUGAAAAUGUCAGCCUUCUUACAACUACUAAUGGCAUUUCACAGUGAAACAGUAUACAGAAGAAACAUGUAAAAGUUGUAUUGCUGUAUGCUAGCAACGAACAUGUGGGCUCCACUAUCAAACAUACGUUCACAAUUACUAGUAAAACUAUACUUAGGGAUCAAUCGAACAAAGCAUGUCCAGCACUCGCAUGCCCACAGCCGUUAGCACUGAUAGAGGAAAUCGGAGAUAUAAAUAAAUGCAGAGAUAUACCAUGUUUGUGAAUUGGAAGCCUAAGCAUAGUGAAGAUGUUCAUUCUGCCCAGAUUGAUAGAUCGAUUUAAUGCAAUUCCUGUCAAAACCCAGUCAGGGUUUGUUUUCUUUUGUAGAUUGAUAGACAAGAUGAUUCUAAAGUGUAUGUGGAUAGACAAAGGAAUGAAGAGUAGUUUCAGAAACAAUUUUGAAAAUAAUAAUAAAGUGGGAACAUGCAGUCUACCCAGUUUCAGAACUUCUGCGAUAGUUUUACUAAGGACGAUUGUGUGGUAUCUGCAGAAGGACAGACACAGAUCAAUAGAACAGAACAAAGAACCCAGAAAGAGUCCCCACAAAUACGCUCAACUGAGUUUUGAAAAGGGAGCCAAAGCACUUCAGUGGGGGGAAAGCUGGCCUUGCGACAGACUACAGCCAUUUCAAGCUUGUGAUGAACACACAGACGCCAGACUCAGAAAACAGCACCAGGAGCGAAGGAAGACGGGGCUUUGACGGCGGUCCCGCCAGGUGGUGACGGGAAAGGAGGGGUAGACGGUGCCCAGGGCUCUGUGGGCGGGGCCAGAGGAGGCACCCAAGGGGCGCGUCCGCGGGCCGAGCGGGCGGGAAGCUGUCCAAUCAGCGUCUGGGCAGAAGCGCCAAUGAGCGGGAAGGUUGUUGGGCGGUUGACGUGAGCGGCGGGUCUGAGCCCCGGCAGCUGAGCGCGGCGGAAGCGAGCCCUCCUUCCCUCUCCGAGGCUGGCUCGUCCCCCCAGCGCCCGGGGACCCGGUUUCGUUGUUCUCGGUGGGGACAGCACCCCGGAACCUCCACGGCCAUGGGCGCUCGUCCGAGGACGGCCUCUUUCAGCUCCUGUUCGUCCUCCUCGACAGACCCAGACGACGAGGGAGUGCGCGGCCCUUGCGAAGAUGCUUCUCCGUGCAGAGAACCAUCCGUUGAGACCUUCUGACGAGAUCAAGAAAGACAGAGGAACACAGCCUACACCUGGAGGGUCGGGAGCUUGGAAAGCAAUCUCAGAGCCGGUGAUGGCGAUCUCUUCAGAAACUCAGCCUCGCCAGUGCCCUUGGCGGCUCGAAGUCCUCUGCCCUGUUUCUUAUAUUGCACAUAUGAGUGAAACCAUUUGAUAUUUGACUUUCUCGGAUUGACUUAUUUCGCUCAGCAUAAUACCCUCCAGUUCCAUCCGUGUGCAUGUAAAUGGAAAUCAUUUUUCAUGUAUGUUAUAGAAUAUCGUCCACAACAGAGAGAUUAUUGGAACAAAACUUUAAAGAUGCUCACCACAUGUUGCCUGGGAAGCCCUCUCCUAGGGGGUCCGGUCUGGAGAUGCCAGCCCAUGCAGAGGAAGAAGGAAGGAAGGCCGGCUGACACCCUGCCUGGGGCGUCUAGCUCCCAGGGCCCCAACUUGGGUUCCCACCUCUGUAGCCCUGGUUAGGAAAGCUGCCUCAGGAGCCUGGGAGAGAGGAUUUCAGGCCUCUUAGCCAGGCCUGGCCCCAUCUCCCUGAUGCCUGGGUUCACCCUCAGCUCCAAGUAAGGUCCAUGUCCUUAUUCUCAGGAACCACCACUUUGCACUUUCUUUCCAUUUCUUACAGAAUCUACCCAUAGGCUCCAUCUUUAGGGUGAGGAUUCCCUGCAUGCCCAAGGACUGUGGUCAUUUGGUCACUUUCUCAAUCUGACUAAGUCACCCUCCCAUCUCAAAUCCCUUCACUGCCUUGAUAGAAAGGACUUCAGAGCCUAACAGUGUUACUAUCAUUUUACUAAGGUCAAGAAAGGAAUUCCUUACUUGACCAGACAGUUCACUGUAAAAGAUAAUAUAAAUGGCUCUUAAACAUAUAAAAACGAUCUUCAACUUCACCCCCCAAAAUAAGAGGAAUAUAAAAUAAAAUGACGGGGGCACCCGGGUGGCUCAGUCGUUAAGCCUCUGCCUUUGGCUCAGGUCAUGAUCCCAGGGUCCUGGGUUCGAGCCCCACUUCGGGCUCCCUGCUCCUCGGGAAGCCUGCUUGUGUUCCAUCUCUCACUGUGUCUCUCUCUGUCAAAUAAAGAAAGAAAAUCGGUAAAAAAAAUUAUACAGUAACAUUACUGAAGACACCAUCUUUCACAUAUCAGAUUAACCACGAUGAAAAGGUUUCUAAUACACCGUGCUGGUGAGGAUGUUGGGAAAUGAGCACUUCCAUUCGCCACUGGAGAGAAUGAACACUGGAACUCCCUCUUUUGAAGAGUGAAUCCCUAAAAGCUCAUCUACCUCAAAAGGCCAACAGAGGCACGUCUGGUACUCCAUUACAAAUGUCGGCAGACUCAGCCAUCCGUCUUGGUGCUCGCACACAUGGCCCGUCACCGUCCCCACGGCAGCCAUUUCUUCCCUUUCUUUACUCGUGCGCCUACCUCCUUCCCCAAGACCCUAGACAGCACAGAACCUCACCUCAUCCCUCACCUAGAAAACCUGCCACCACUUAUUCCCUCAGCAAACCCACGGGUGAGAGCCAGUCAGAGAACUCUGCUCGACCGGAAGUUCUGUGUCCAUAGGAAAGGAGAUCCAGGAUCGUUCCGGAAAACUCACGAACGACUACCUAAGUAUUUCCCCCGGCUCUGGAUUAGGAACCGGUCCUUCCACACCCUUUAAGCAAGUCCUAGUGGGAAAACCAGGAACAAAGAAACACAACAGCCACAACCUAGAAAAUGUUAUAGUAGCCUUCACUUUCUGGUCUACACUAUAACCUGGAAAAUGCUAUGGUAGCCUAAACUCUCCCCGGUCUACACUACAAGGAACCAAACUUUCAGUGUUCUAAACCAGGGAGCUGAAGCCCAGAUUACCACUGAAGGGCUUCUGACAACCGUUGAGGGAACCAGCCUUAGGACAAGGAGAAGUACUGGAAGGACACUGCAUCCCUAAAACCAUGCGAAGCCCCUGUGGGCCUAUAGCCUGCUCUGCCCCUCAUCGGAUAAUGUGAAUUAAUAAAUGCCCCUCAUGUGAAUUAAUAAAUGUCUUUACCAUUUCAACCAAAUGGAGGGGCAGCUGGGUGGCUCAGUCAGUUGAACGGCCAACUCUUGGUUUAGGCUCAGCUCAAUUGUGUCCAUAUCAAUUAGAUCUAUGGCAGAGAGUACAUCCUCCGGUUCUUUCUUUUGUUGUGAAUUCCUCCUUCUAUUCCUUUUGCCCAGAGAAGAAUGGAGGAACAAGAGAGCAACAUAAAAAAUAUCAACCACGACGCAAGCAAAUACACACUAGUCAAAUCCGAAGAGGUCAGAAACCAAAAAAGAGAAGAAAAAAGAAAUGUGGGGGGUGGCUGGGGGGUGGGAGAAGAGAGAAUAUUAUCUCCCAGGUGGUCAAACCUCCAUGAAAUCCUGGGUGUAUUUUGGCCUGUUUGUUAAAAGACACUAAAUCCCAGAAGUGUAAAAUCACCAAGGUUACAUAUAUACAGACAUAAAAUUGAAUGUAGCAGAAGGAAGCAAAACUGAAGACUAUCUCUAAAAAAUGGAAAUGUAGAAAAUGACAAUCAAAAACGACUUAAAAUGAAAGAGUUGAUAAAAUAAGAAACUAGUUGGGAAGAAAAAAAGAAAAGGAAAAUUUUAAACUGCAAGAUAAACGAAUCAUGAAAUAACCUUUGAAUUCAAUUUACUGUUUUCCCCUAGUGCUGGAGUUUUGCACUCCUGUGGGCUCCUAAACUUCUUCCCCUGUUCUUCCAGCUGCUUUGCUCGGGGAGUGGCCUGCUGUGCUGACCCUCAGGUGUCUUGGCCUGGGGGGAGUUGUACCCCCCCUUGCAGGGGGGGGGGGGGGGGCGGGCUCAGUGUAAACUGCUUGUAGUUGCUCUAUGUGAUUCUAUUCCCCGAAGGCUCUCUGGGCCACUUGAGAGGAUGAAAAGAAAAAUGGCCACGCCCCGAUUUCAAAGCCCGGAGCGAAAAGAUCGAGGUCCCCUCUCUUCAGUAAACUGUCAGGGAUAAGCGGUCUUCAGUUUUGUGUGUGCCAAAGUCUGCAGGCUCCUGUGGUGAGGGCCUGCACCGAUCCUCCUGGGAGAAGGCAGAGGGGCGCCGCCUUGUCUGCCCUGUGCAGGACCCGCAUACAAUAGCUGUCACCCAGAUGAGCCGUGGUUCGUGGUUUAUGGCAAACUGAGUUGAGAACCCCCCCUGCUCCCUGACCCUAACCAGUUUCCCCACUCCAGUGCCUGGGAACUCUGCCGGCUCAAGCACCCCUGUUCUUCCUGUGACCCCAGGGAUCCUGAGGUCACACUGUCCCACCUUGGAUGCUGCCCCACCUUGCCACCAGAGCACCUUUCAGGCAGGGCUAUCUCUUAGCGGAGAAGAUUUCUAAAGGUUCUGAUUUUGCGCUCUGGGGCUGUAUCACUUGCCUGUGGCCGGCUUACACAGGCUCCCUCUCCCCGCAGAGGAUCUUCCCAUAUAUCCCCGCAGAUUCACUUCUCCGCACCUCUUACUUUGCAAAAAGUGGUCACUUGUCUAUUAGUAGAAUUCCAGCAAUUCCUUCCUUACAUCUCAGGUUGAAUUCAGAGGUGUCCAGGAUGAUUUGAUAGUUAUCUAGCUACAUUCAAGGGACCAGAUGAAACGAGCUCCCCUACCGUGCCACCAUCUUGCCUCCCUCCUUCGAUCUCUUCCUUUUGUUUUGAAAGAUUUAUUUAUUUUAGAGAGUGAGCGGGGGAAGGGGCAGAGGGAAAGAAAAAUCCUGAAGCAAGCAGACUCCCCGCUGAGGAGUUACUGCAGGCCCUGAGGAGAAAGAGAGAGAGAGAAAGAGGGACAGAAGGUAUAUAUGAACAAAUCAUAGCUGAGAACUUUCCUAAUCUGGGGAAGGAUACAGGCAUACAAGUUCAAGAGGUAGAGAGAACCCGUUUCCAAAUCAAUAAAAAUAUAUCAGCACCCUGACAUACAGUAGCGAAGCUUGCAAAUUUCAGAAAUAAAGAGAAAAUCCGGAAAGCAUCUCAAGACAAGAGGUUCCUGACCUAGACGGGUAGGAACAUUAGGCUGGCAGCAGACCUAUCCACAGAGAUCUGGGAGGCCAGAAAGGGCUGACAUCAUCUAUUCAGGGUACUAAAUGAGAAAAACAUACAGCCAAGAAUACUUUCUCCAGCAAGGCUGUCAUUCAGAAUGGAAGGAGAGCUAAAGGGCUUCCUGGACAAAUAGAAACUGAAAGACUAUGGGACCACUAAACGAGCCCUGCAAGAAAUACUAAAGGGGGGGACGCUUGGGUGGCUCAGUCGGCUAAGCAUCUGCCUUCAGAUCAGGUCAUGAUCCCAGGGUCCUGGGAUCGAGCCCCGCACUGGGCUCCCUGCUCCGCGGGAAGCCUGCUUCUUCCUCUCCUACUCCCCCUGCUUGUGUUCCCUCUCUCGCUGUGUCUCUCUCUGUCAAAUAAAUAAAAUCUUAAAAAAAAAAAAAAGAAAGAAAGAAAUACUAAAAGGGAUCC
Messenger RNA from Mirounga angustirostris (Northern elephant seal), 20073 nucleotides. Its product is annotated as thyroid receptor-interacting protein 11-like. The coding region runs from base 3270 to 7574 and encodes 1434 amino acids. The transcript has 4 exons. Gene Ontology annotation, cellular component: Golgi apparatus. Gene Ontology annotation, molecular function: small GTPase binding. Lineage: Eukaryota; Metazoa; Chordata; Mammalia; Carnivora; Phocidae. The record is from RefSeq and is a predicted model, not a curated record. Gene Ontology annotation, biological process: Golgi organization; endoplasmic reticulum to Golgi vesicle-mediated transport.